GUUGUCUAAACAUAAAUGUCUUACUUACUAGUCUUAUCAUCAAGUUAUGGUCUUAUCUUAUUAUUGUCAAAAUAUCAUAUUAUUAAUUAUAUUUAUAUCUGAUUAUUAUCUACAACAAAGAACAGAACUAUUUGAUAACUAAUUACAAUAAAGGUACAAGAAAUAGAAAAAAUGUACAUAAUCGUUAUCUACAAGGACGAACCAGAACUAUCUACCUAUCGAAGAACCUCCAGCGAGGUUGACCUCUCAGUUGAAAAGAUCUUACUGGUUAACCCCCACUGCCCUGUGAGGAUCAUGUUAGAGUAUAUCCGGACAACGUGUCGUUUGGGGAAGUUCACAAAGUUCGAUUUGUGUGACGAAAGUGGUGUAUUGAUGGGCCUGUUCAGCAUGCCCACUUACACGUACGCUACUGAUCAUUUUGUGCAUAAGAAAACUUAUUACAUCAUUGUUAUGAAGCAGGAGGCGGAUAAAAGUACAUCCGUGCUGCCCCAGUUGAACCGCGGGAACAGCAUCUACGAGGAUCUGAAGAGCAGGGUUCUAUACUACCUCACUACGGGCGAGAUGAGUCCCCCACUGUUACAAGCUACUCGUAACACGUCGGCUACUAAGACUGGCGCGAAGAAAAAGCUCUAAUAUAAUAUUAUUAUCAUGAGGACUAACUUACCCGCCCGGCCUUCGCAGAGGUAGAAUUUAAAAAAAUCGAUCAUUGGUUAUAGGGUUCUGCAUCCAAAGGGUGCAAAAGGGUCCCUAUUCCCACUGUUUCCUUGUGGAGCUAUUAAUUUGUCCUACUAGUAGGACCACGAUGAAGCUCAGUUCCUCGUGGCCUACGAAGGUAAUAUGAGCAAGUUUUGAUUUUCAUUUAGGUAUUUAGUACCUAGUACAAUCGCGUCAAACAAAAGGUUCUUAUAAUACUAAGCCUCCACCGUACGUCCGCCCAUCCAUCUGUCUAUCAAUGGGCUGUACUUAUCUCAUGAACCAUACAUUACUAUGUAAAAAAUGUAGAAAGUUGAAAAAUUCAUAGAUUGUGCUAUUGCGUAUAGCAACAAAAAUAAUAAAAAUUUCAAAAUGGCUGCCAUGUAAGUUAAAAAAAAAUGCAUAAUCGUGUACACCGACCUAACUAUGGAAUCCUUCCGGAUUUUUUAACGUAUGUUACACACACUUAUUAUACACAUCAUUAAACAUCUUGUAUUAAAAAUCGAAGGGACUUGAUCAAAUUUUUUUAAGUAUGAUUUGUAUUUUGUACGAAUUAACCAACUUCAAAAAAGGAGGAGGUUCUCAAUUCGUCGGAAUCUUUUUUUUUAUAGAAAUGGUGACAGCACCACAGCAUGAAUCAUCCCGCGCCUAGCCUAGGUAUUCAUAUAGGAAGUAGGUAGACUACAGUCGCCCAUAGGAAAGAGUCUAACGUGCUGUGCAUAUUGAAGACGAACUUAUAUAGUUCGACUCCAGGAAGGAUCGCACGUGCCAUUGAAACCGGAUGUGAGGCU
Messenger RNA from Maniola jurtina (meadow brown), 1484 nucleotides. RefSeq lists its product as uncharacterized. The record is from RefSeq and is a predicted model, not a curated record. NCBI's taxonomy places the organism in Eukaryota, Metazoa, Arthropoda, Insecta, Lepidoptera, Nymphalidae. The transcript has 3 exons. Bases 172 to 633 code for a protein of 153 amino acids.